Molecule: messenger RNA, 1875 nt
Organism: Triplophysa rosa
Lineage: Eukaryota; Metazoa; Chordata; Actinopteri; Cypriniformes; Nemacheilidae
Exons: 2
Coding region: 47-835 (262 amino acids)
Source: RefSeq, a predicted model, not a curated record
GCCAGUCGACGCAGGUGAAGAAAAGAAGGCAGCUGACGCAGGUGAAAUGAAGGCAGCCGAAAAGAAGCCAAUCGACACAGGUGAAAAGAAGCCAAUCGACGCAGGUGAAAAGAAGCCAAUCGACGCAGGUGAAAAGAAGCCCAUCGACGCAGGUGAUAAGAAGGCAGUCGACGCAGGUAAAAAGAAGCCCAUCGACGCAGGUGAAAAGAAGGCAGUCGACGCAGGUGAUAAGAAGGCAGUCGACGCAAGUGAAAAGAAGGCAGUCGACGCAGGUGAAAAGAAGGCAGUCGACGCAGGUGAUAAGAAGGCAGUCGACGCAGGUGAAAAGAAGGCAGUCGACGCAGAUGGAUAUAUCACAAAAAGACCAAAUCUGCCACUUUCAUCAGUCAAAACAAAUUUUCUGCAUGCCAUUGACAACUUUGACAGGCCACCAGAUGUCUAUACAGAACACAAGUAUACUCGAUGUGGAACAUAUGCAAACUGUCCUGAAAACAAACCAGGAAAGAGAAUCCCUAAAGUUGGAGUUUACGCAGAAGCAGGAGUGGGUCGAGUUCAUGCAGAAGUCAGUGUGUUAGAAGCAGAAGCUAAAGGUCCAAAUGACUCGGCCGGUGUUGAAGCAAGUGCGGUUGGAGUCGGAGCGAUGGCUCGAGCUGAAGUUGGCAGCGUAGCAGUUAGAGCCGGUCCAGUUGGUCUGAAGGUGGGACUUGGAUUGGAUACGGGUGUAUCUGCUGGCGCAGCUGGAUUAGAAUUAAAAAUCCUAGGAACUGGAGCUACAUUUGGUCCUAAUCCCAGUGUUGCGAUUUUGGGUUCAGAACUCUCAUGUUCAAUUAUGUAGUCACACAGAUGCCUGUAUUCAAAACACUGCAACAUAAAAGCAGUAUCAGUGUCUCAUGAUAAACAAAUGUUUCAUACAGUACGUGCAUUUCACAGAUCUGUAGUUAGUAGAAUGAUUAAACAUUAUGAUGCUGCUACUGAUGAUCUUUAAUCAGUUAUCAGUUCCUUAUUAGUUAUCAGCAGUGACUACAGUGCUAAUGCAGCACUAACCAUUACUCCUGCAUAACUAAGUAUGAAACAGUAUUAUAAAGUGCUUCAUACUUUAUAUUAUUAUUUGUCCAAUAUAUGUGUUCCUUAAAAUUCAUGAUUGGAUGAUUCAUAUAUAAAAGUUAAAAACAAAGAGAAAUAAUAUAUAAAUUAAUAGAUGUAUAGGAACAUGUGAUCCUACCACACAAUGCGGUAUAUGUAUAUAUUUAAAACACCAACCACAGCUACAACAAAAAAACAAUAAAAAUAGACCCAUAUUGCGUAUGAAACCUUUAUUUCAAUUGCAAAUUUACAAGUUGUCACUACACUUCAUGAUAAAUGCUGUUAUCUGCUGCAUUUACUUUGAUGUCUCCUAACAUUUCACUGACUGUCUGACACAAAUACAUCUAAGCAAAACAUUUCAACAAAAACAUCUCCAGAUAAUUCUACAAUGUGUUUGUUUGAUAUACAGUAUAUUAUUUAUAAAAUCAGACUGGUAAAAGCUCACAUUGUAUUUCUAAAUAUAUCUAGAAUAUAUAUAUUAUAUACAAUUGUCUACAUCUAACUUUGACCUGCUAAAUGCUUAAAAGUAAAUUAUAUUGAAAUGUCUGCAUGAAUCCUGAUAUCAAUAUACUUGAAAACCAAUACUUCUAAACAUCCAUGUCAGCUAAUGCAAGCGUAUUAAUUUCCUAACUGCUGUUUCUGACACUGUUGUUGUUAAAUGUUAUUCAUUGUGUUCUAAAAUGCUCAUUAAAGUAUUUAUCCUGCAUCAGAUCUGCUUACCUCCACUACACAAAUUCCACUUAAGAAAAUGUUCACAAUAGCACAUACAUAUAUUGAGUAACGGUGAGUAUU